GGAAUCUGAUCGCAUAUUUUCUGGCUCCCUUUCUCGAAAGUUUGCCCCCGUUGCUUUUCCCCCUUGUUCAUGCAACUCCUUCGUCACCACUCAACGCUCUAUGGGCCAUGGAAACCGCCACGGAACCAUCAUCCGAUCUCCCAGCCGACGGCGGCCCUGAUCCCCAGACCGCCGCUCCCGCCGCCGCUGCCGCCGCCGCCGACGAUCAUGAUGACCUGCUCUCCGAGCUCGAGUCCGCCCGCGACUCGCUCCGGGACCUCCGAUCGAAGUCGGCGGCCAUGGAGGAGGACUUGGCUCUCGCCCAGCGGCAGCGAGACGAGGCGAUCGGCCGAGCCGCGAGCUUGAGCGAAACCGUGGAUGGCUUGUCCAGCGAGAGGGACUCGCUCCGCGGCAGGAUUAAGGAGCUGGAGGAUUUGGCCGCGGGGAGAGAAGAGGAGUCCGUGGCGAAGUUUGAAGAGGAGUUGAGGGAGAGGGAAGGGCUUAGGAUCGAGAUUGAAGUGUACAGAGAGAAGUUUCGCGGUUUGGAGGCGGAGAGGGAGAAGCAGAAGGAGUUCCUGCUGAGAAUCGCGGAUUCGGUAAAGGCGGUGAAGGAGAGCUUGGCGAAGAUAAUAGAGAGUUUGGAUGAUGGGAAGGCCGUCGAGAGAGAAGAAGACGAAAGCCUAGAUACGGGAGAAGAACUAGACCGAGAAUCGAGAUUGGCGCGGGAAGAAAUAUCGGAGGUCACAAGGCUCGUUGAGGUGGUGGAAUCAAAAGUCAAUGAUUACAAGGAAACUAAGAAGAAGGAGAGGAAGCAAUUGGAGAACAGCGUGGUGAGUUUGACGGAGGAAAACCGCGACAUCAGUAGCCUGUUGAGGAUUGCUCUCGUCGAGAAGGAGGCUGUGGAGAAGAGUUUGAACAAGUUGAGAGGGGGUAAUGAGCAGAAGAGGGUGGCACUGUUGCAAUUUGCUGAACGAGGGUUACACAGAGUCGGGUUCGGGUUUAUGAUGGGAAGUGGGAAUCCCGAACAACUGAUGGAGAGUUCGGGUGCAUCUAGUACUGGGAGUAAGUCAGAUGGUAGUGACUGUGAGGAGGAAGUCGUUAGUCUGGCUUCAACUGUAGAGACAAUAAUGAAGAACUUGAGGCAAGAAAUCACUCAGUUGAGGAAAUCUUUAGAGGAAUCAAGGUCAGAUACUGAGCGUCUGCAGAGCCUUACAAACAAACAAGCUCAGCAAAUCGCCGAAAACACACUGUACAUAAAAGAAUUGGAAGAACGAGAGAGGCUGUUAGCUCAAAGUGUUGAGGAGUUAUUGAACGAAAUUAAAGAAACUGAAGUAGAGGUUGCCAGGUGGAGAGAAGCUUGUGAGUUGGAAGUGGUAGCAGGGAAGCAUGAAAUUGAAGAACGUGAUAAAGUGGUCAUCAUUCUGAAGCAAGAACUGGAGAAGACCAAGGCAGCUCUGGACAUAUCAAAUGGCAAGCUAAAACUAAAAGAAGACCUUGCGGCUGCUGCAAUGGCUGCACAGGAGGCGGCAGAAAGGUCGCUUCAGCUGGCUGAUAGGAGGGCGGCAGGGCUCCGGGAGCGGAUAGAAGAGCUAACAAGACAGCUAGAAGGAGCGGAUGGCAAGGAAAAUAAGAACCGGCGAAGGGUUAGACAUUUUUGUUGGCCGUGGCGAAUCUUGAAGAUGAACCCCGCCAAUCCUGCGAACACUAGAUUCCCUAACGUGAGGAGGAUGCUCCCGGAAAUGCAAGCCUUGCUUCAUUCCAGUGCUUAACCAGCAGCUGUUCCCCGUAGAACCGAAUCACAAUCUCUACCAGGGAACUGCACCUACCAUAAGGAGUUCCCCGGUGUCUAAACCCUGGCUUCCUCUCUUUCACCAGCGUAGUGAUUUUUACACGCGUUUGCUGUCAUUGGUCUAUUUUUCUUUGCAUUUUCUCGCCUAUGGCUAGAAAUUUUUUUCUAGCACUACUGUUAUACGCGUUUGCUAUUCAUUGGUUUAUUUUUCUUUGUAUUUCUCCCCUGUGCCUAGAAUUUUAUUUAUAGCAUUACCCACUAACCAACAGUUCGGAGAGCACACGACGCUAAUUUUAUGUAAUUUAUGUAGAAAGCUUUCGUGGUACA
Molecule: messenger RNA, 2095 nt
Organism: Eucalyptus grandis
Lineage: Eukaryota; Viridiplantae; Streptophyta; Magnoliopsida; Myrtales; Myrtaceae
Exons: 5
Coding region: 108-1748 (546 amino acids)
Source: RefSeq, a predicted model, not a curated record